AUGCAGCUCUCGAUCCAGGGCUCUGACGUUGUAGUCCGCACCGAUCUCACGCUCAACAACACCAAGCUCACGCCGCCGAGCAGAUGCUCUACCAACUCUUGUGCACGCCAUACGAUUGCACACUUCUACAUUUGGCACCCCAAGGACGUCUGGCAGGUGGCGCUGAACGUGCGAGUGCAGGAGGGCCAGGACGUGCGCUACCAGAAGUCCACAAGGAGCUCCCUCCCACGGCCGAGCGCUGCACAAGUCAAGGCCGCUGAAGAACACAUCGAGGCGCUUGAGAGAAGAUGGGUUGAGCGUUGCGUCGCCGAGCUGGGCCCUGUCUCCCAGAAGGACGCAGAGCAGGCAUGUAUCCCGCUCCACCCGCCACGGAGCGCGAGCAAGGUGAUCCACCUUCCGUUCCCGAGCUCGCCUACGAACCCGCCGGGUUCGCUGAACGCCUUGAUGCCUCUUAUGCAGCUCAUCGAGUCCCUCCACCUGCGACGACCCUUCGUCGACUUCGGCAUUCCAUCCCAGCUUGCUCCUGCCGCCCACUGCAUUCCCCGCAACGUUCUUCCCUUCCUCACCUGUUCCGUCCGCAUAUACUCGCACCGCUCGACCUCUGCCACUUUCCUGCCCCCGUCCCCACCGUCAUCGAACACGUCGACAUCGUCCUCAUCGCUCGCACCAUCUGUCUCAUCCUCCGCUGCCACAUCAGGGACGUCCAUGUCGACCCCGCUCCCUGCGUCUUACCAUACACGCCCCGCCAAAAUCCUUAUCUUCUCAGCGGACGGGUACACUGAGUCGAGUGUGCGCGCGCUCACGCUGCUGAUGGCGUGGCGGAAGCUUUCGCUGCCCAAGGCGUACCUCUGCCUGUGGAACGAGAAGCGGAGGUCGUUCUUCGUGUACAGCGCUGGCGUAUCAGCGCUGAUACGCCGACGCUGA
This is a messenger RNA of Fomitopsis serialis, 924 nucleotides long. RefSeq lists its product as uncharacterized. Bases 1 to 924 code for a protein of 307 amino acids. The record is from RefSeq and is a predicted model, not a curated record. Gene Ontology annotation, biological process: nuclear DNA replication. The transcript has 5 exons. Gene Ontology annotation, molecular function: protein tyrosine/serine/threonine phosphatase activity. NCBI's taxonomy places the organism in Eukaryota, Fungi, Basidiomycota, Agaricomycetes, Polyporales, Fomitopsidaceae.